Molecule: messenger RNA, 348 nt
Organism: Malassezia pachydermatis
Lineage: Eukaryota; Fungi; Basidiomycota; Malasseziomycetes; Malasseziales; Malasseziaceae
Product: er-derived vesicles protein erv14
Exons: 4
Coding region: 1-348 (115 amino acids)
Biological process (GO): endoplasmic reticulum to Golgi vesicle-mediated transport
Cellular component (GO): COPII-coated ER to Golgi transport vesicle; endoplasmic reticulum membrane
Source: RefSeq, a predicted model, not a curated record
AUGGUUUUCUACGUGAUCAUGUACUCGGACUUGGAAUCGGACUACAUCAACCCUAUCGAUCUUUGCACGAAGCUUAACCAGUUUAUGCUGCCAGAAAUGGGUGCACACGCUUUCCUUACUGUUCUUUUCUUGCUCACUGGCCAAUGGAUUGCGCUCUUCCUCAACAUUCCGCUGCUGGCAUACAACGCUAACAAAGUGAUAAAUAAAAGCUAUUUGUUGGACGCGACAGAAAUCUUCCGGACGCUCAUGACGCACAAGAAAGAAAGCUUUGUCAAGCUGGGCUUCUACCUCUUGUCAUUCUUCUUCUACUUGUACCGCAUGAUUAUGGCGUUGGUUCGUGAUGAUUGA